CUAACAUUAAAGCAAAAUAUUAUGAAUAUAAAUAUAGGAUACUGAAGGUAAAUUUUGCCGAUAACCAUGGCGAUGGAUGUAAUUUUGCGAACAACAAUGAUUUUGCUCAAUUAGACAAAUGA
Messenger RNA from Racocetra persica, 122 nucleotides. NCBI's taxonomy places the organism in Eukaryota, Fungi, Glomeromycota, Glomeromycetes, Diversisporales, Gigasporaceae. The record is from the annotation of a GenBank genome assembly.